AUGGCCAGGCCGUCGGUUCUUGUCGUCGUCCUUCCUAUCGUGCUCGCCACCUUGCUUGCCACUGCCAAUGCCCAAGACUACACAGCGCCAACGCCGAGCCCACUACCGGACACCCCAACUCCUCCACCACCGCCGCCGCCACCGGAGUCGUCAUCAACAGCGCCGCCUCCUGCUUCGCAACCUCCACCAGCAGCGUCGUCUUCCCCGCCUCCUCCUUCACCUCCACCGCCGGCAUAUUCUUCCCCGCCUCCUCCGCCGCCACCGGCGUCCAACUGGACGCCCGUGGCGAACGUGAAGGACCCGAAGAUCCAGCAGGUAGCGCAGUUUGCCGUGCGCAUACACGCGCUAAGCUCGACGGAACUCAACAUGCAGCUCCAGAUCGUCGUCAGCGGCGAGACCCAGCCGUGUAACGGCGGGUACAACUACCGGCUGCUCAUCACGGUGUCUGGUGGCAAGAAUACGCAGUACGAGGCCUUCGUCUGGGGCAUCCUCGGCACGACGUCGUGGAAGCUCUUGUCCUUCACGCCCAAGUACUGA
Messenger RNA from Sorghum bicolor (sorghum), 537 nucleotides. RefSeq names its product arp2/3 complex-activating protein rickA. The record is from RefSeq and is a predicted model, not a curated record. Gene Ontology annotation, molecular function: cysteine-type endopeptidase inhibitor activity. The coding region runs from base 1 to 537 and encodes 178 amino acids. The transcript has a single exon. NCBI's taxonomy places the organism in Eukaryota, Viridiplantae, Streptophyta, Magnoliopsida, Poales, Poaceae.